Styela clava is the source of this 1202-nucleotide messenger RNA. RefSeq lists its product as uncharacterized. The record is from RefSeq and is a predicted model, not a curated record. NCBI's taxonomy places the organism in Eukaryota, Metazoa, Chordata, Ascidiacea, Stolidobranchia, Styelidae.
GACCCAACCCUGGGGGCAAAUUGGAAAAUUCUGUCAACUUUACCUGCACCCCGCUAAUAACCACGAACACCCACUUCACUGCAACGACACCCACAGAUCUACCCACCGAAAGUACUACUCAUACAACAGGAACCUUUCUCUCCACAGAAAAUACAACCCGGAAAGUGCCGGUAAACACCGACAAGGAUAUGGCAGGAGACAACUUCCCAGUUUGGGUGAUAAUCUUGAUUGCCUCUGUCAUAAUGGUGAUCAUUUUGAUGAUUGUGGCGUACAGAAUAGUAAAACGACGAAAAGCGGCGAGGAAAGAAUCUAUUACCGCUAAAGGAGAUGGGAAUGUGCCACAAGAUGGAGCCAAUAAUCCUGUUUUUGAGUCGGAUUACACGCUUGCAGUUGAUCCAAACAACUCAAGAGGCAACGAUGCGUCAUCAGUAUCAACGCCACAGCCUACGUCACAAGCUGUUGUUAAUAACUACGAGGAAGCUAAGCCUCUAGGUCACGUGACAAACAAUGAGAACAAUGGCCCAUCAACCAGUAAUCUUUAUCAUGUAAUAAACGAUGCUCCCGGAAAUGAAACUACGCGGGAAGGAUUGUAUCAUGUGAUAAAAGAUUUGGCGCCAAAAUCUGAAUCACGUGAUGGGAAUGAGAGCGAACGAGAAAUGGUCGACAAUGUGCUAUAUAAUAUGUAAUUUUUUUGUGGGUUUCGUAAGUGAGAGAAACUCUCUUCAGUUUUUUUGACAGUAAUCACGUGACGCAUUCAAAAUGCGCCUUUAUCGAUAUUCACUGGGAAUCCUGUCGCAACAAGGAAUGUAAAUUUAUAUGUAUUUUAAGGUCGCCACGAGUGUUCUGUUCCUAUUUUUUUUUCGUUAUGUUUUCAUUUCAACCUGAGUUGUGAUUGCUGUAGAAUCUGUUGUAUCAAGCACCCACCAAAAAUACCUCCGUCACCGCUCAAAUAAAAAAACAAUUAAUAUUUAUCCUGUUAGAGUGAGGGCUAGUAAUGCAAGUUGCGCUGAAAAUUCAAAUUUUCAAAUCAUUCCUAACCCUAACCCCAACUGGAUAACUACGCAGUUGUUAUAUCAAACGUGUUUUUCUCAAAUAUCACAUUUUUUGUAUUAGUGAGGGGGAUUUGUACAAAAGAUCCAGAUGUAUAUGAAUAUACUACAAGCUGUCUGUUUUAUUGAAGUGGGUGAUAGCAAUAUGUUUUU